AUGAACUUCGAGCGUUCGCCUUUGGAUUUUCAAUUCCUAGCCCCGGACUUCUCCUCUUUCUGGAGGUUUGAUAAAAAGGAGUUCGGAGAUGUCGAAGACGAAGAGGAGGGCGUGGGUCAGCAUUCGGCCGACGAGGAAGUCGUAGUUGAGGAACCGUGUCUCAGGACUCACGAACCAAGCGAUGAACUAUGUAACGUCGAUGGUGCUUAUAGAGAUAUGCUCUAUACCACGGGUGUUCUUCAAACUAAGAUGUGGCAUGCCAAGAGAACGGCUCUCGGAAUCGGAGCUGCGCAGAUUCGUGAAGCAUUUACGACAGCACAGGUACCUCUUGUCAUUGAUGCGUACAUGGUAGGCCUGAAAGCUGUCUUUGCAAUCACGCUUGCUGCGUUCGGCAUUGCUACCCUAGUUGGUUUCAUGGGCCAUUGGAAAAGGCUUCAGAUGAGCGAAUUGAAGAAAACAGCAGGGGGUGCAGCAUAG
Messenger RNA from Talaromyces stipitatus ATCC 10500, 477 nucleotides. RefSeq lists its product as uncharacterized. NCBI's taxonomy places the organism in Eukaryota, Fungi, Ascomycota, Eurotiomycetes, Eurotiales, Trichocomaceae. The record is from RefSeq and is a predicted model, not a curated record. The coding region runs from base 1 to 477 and encodes 158 amino acids. The transcript is spliced from 3 exons.